Messenger RNA from Lutzomyia longipalpis, 2074 nucleotides. RefSeq names its product arrestin domain-containing protein 3-like. The transcript is spliced from 8 exons. NCBI's taxonomy places the organism in Eukaryota, Metazoa, Arthropoda, Insecta, Diptera, Psychodidae. Bases 678 to 1835 code for a protein of 385 amino acids. Gene Ontology annotation, biological process: protein transport. Gene Ontology annotation, cellular component: cytoplasm. The record is from RefSeq and is a predicted model, not a curated record.
AGUCAGUUGGUUGGUAAGCGUCGUAGUCGAAGGUUCUCGCGCGCAAAAGCUCACUCUCGCUUUUUAACCCCGCACAUAGGAAGGAGAGAAAAGCUCGUAACAGAGACGAAACAUUCUCAAAGCAUGGUGCUUCUGGAUGCAUCUCCAUAUUAUUUAAUUCAGUGCUGUGGUGCAAAUUAAAUUUUCUCUGAGGGUUAAAAAGGAGUCCCUGACUAUGGGCAGGAUGGAUUCAAUUGCUCUUGAGUGAAAGUUUCACAGGCGCAGUGAAUUGAUUAUAACAGGAAAAGUUUUGGAUCAUUCUGCGAAAAUUGCUGGAUAUGUGUUUCCCAAGAGGAAACUGCACAAUUCAUGGUUUUACUUUAUCUUCUCUCAUCCCAUUUGCCACGAGCUGUGCUAAUUGAUGUGAAAUUUGAGAAAGACAUUGAAUGGAAAGAGAGAGAGUGAAGCCACCAUGCAAGGAGAAUGAAUUCCUCGUAUAUAUAUUUAAUUAUAACCCAGAAUUGAUAUUUCUAAGGAUUCUUCAUCAAAUUCAAUACAUAUAAAAUUGUUUGGGGAAGAAGUAUAAAAUUUUAUACACAACACGAGCAAAAAUGUGUAGUCGAAAAAAAUUGUAUGAGUGAAGGAAAAAGUUGUGAAAAAGUUUGAGGGGGAGUGUAACAAAAAAAAAGCACACAGAGAUGGAUUAUAUAAAGGAAUUGGAUAUACGCCUGGACAAAGAAUUCUACUAUGCUGGCGAAAUACUCGUGGGACGAGUGAUACUGGACACUUCGGAGAACUUCAAAUUGAAAUCCAUUCGUUUGGUGCUGCGCGGGAAAGCCCAUGCAGAGUGGAAGGUGAUUGUAUCCGGAGACAAGAGAACCGUGAAGGAUGAUCAGUACUACAUUGAUGAGAGGGCAGUAAUUUGGGGUCAGCAGUCAAAUGAUGGGGAUCACGGAACAGUGCCCAUCCUCCAGCGUGGGCAUCAUGAAUUUCCAUUUCGAUUCUGCAUCCCAGAGACGAAUCUUCCGUGCAGCUUUGAAUCCCGCGCGUGUCAGAUUCGGUAUUACAUAAAGGUAACACUGGACAUCCCAUACGCUUCUCCGCCUCAGGGCAUCAAAUACUUCACCAUAAUUGGGCCCCACAUUGAUUGCAUGGAGGAGCAGUACCUGAAACCAGUCAGCGGCCAGGAUAAGAAAGUUAAGUGCUGCCUGUGUUGCGCAAAGGGCCCCGUUACGCUCAGCUGCUCACUGGAACGAAGCGCCUACUGCUGCGGUGAGACGCUCAAGCUAAAGGCCGUGAUAGAUAACCAGGGAGAGGACAGUGCAAAGCUCAAAGUUCGAUUACUUCAGUUUUGUGACUUUUUUGUAGAACGUGGCGUUCUGGGCGUCACGAAGGAUGUGGAGCAUCUGGUGCUCGAGUACAAGGGAGAAUCCAUAAAUCCCACGGAAAAGUCGGACACUGUUACUAAUCUUCGGAUCCCCACACUACCCACAACCAUGAUUAAUGUUUGUCGUCUUGUGCAAAUCUAUUAUCAAUUGGUGGUCUGCUUGGAAUUCGAUAAGACUGGUGACGAUUUGCAAAUAAUAUUUCCAAUAACAAUCGCAACAGUUCCAUUCAGAAUACCAAACAGCAAUCUCCAGCCGAUUCUCGGAUACGAUUUGGCCUGUGAUCAUGUUGAGGGUGGCAUCUAUAUAGGACCGGAAUUUUUAUUAGGCGAAGUUUAUGACGGUUUUACGAGCAAUGAAAAUGAACCACGUGAGAUAUCACCCCUCUAUCGUCCCGUCUACAUCACAGUGAUUAAAAGUUCACAGCAAAUGGCAUCAAAAUCUGCUGAUAAGAGACUCAACAAGAAUUAAUUUAUCGAGAGUGCGCCGGGAAACAUUGUUAACCAUUUCACACACGCAAUAAAAAGUAAAUAUAUAAUAUGUAUUAUGUAUUGGAGAGAUGGGAAAAAAAGGAUCCUCCCUGUGUCCCGUUUUUGUGUAUCUUUACACCCACACAGCAAUUGUUACGAAAUGUAUUUUGACUACAUUGUAAAAGAGAUCGACAUGAUAAAAUUAAAUAAAGGAUAUUUAUUCGCAAUGAAUGCCCCAAA